Messenger RNA from Trichomycterus rosablanca, 4651 nucleotides. RefSeq names its product SMAD family member 4a (gene smad4a). Lineage: Eukaryota; Metazoa; Chordata; Actinopteri; Siluriformes; Trichomycteridae. Gene Ontology annotation, molecular function: DNA-binding transcription factor activity, RNA polymerase II-specific; RNA polymerase II cis-regulatory region sequence-specific DNA binding; I-SMAD binding. The coding region runs from base 154 to 1797 and encodes 547 amino acids. The transcript is spliced from 12 exons. Gene Ontology annotation, biological process: transforming growth factor beta receptor signaling pathway; anatomical structure morphogenesis; regulation of transcription by RNA polymerase II. The record is from RefSeq and is a predicted model, not a curated record. Gene Ontology annotation, cellular component: heteromeric SMAD protein complex.
CAUUAGUCAGCCAGCAACGAAUUAUCUAGUGUCUUUUACACCGACCUAGUGUUGAAUGGAUGCACCUGAACACAGUCUGCUGAUGCUUUGUUCUGCCUGAAAAACUGGUGACCCCAUUCUGAAAAGGCUCAGCGAAGUAGGAGCUUGAACAGCAUGUCGAUCACAAACACACCAACCAGUAAUGAUGCUUGCCUAAGCAUCGUGCACAGCUUGAUGUGCCACAGACAGGGGGGUGAGAGUGAGACAUUUGCCAAGCGAGCCAUCGAGAGUCUGGUGAAAAAGCUGAAAGAGAAGAAGGAUGAACUUGACUCGCUCAUCACAGCCAUCACCACCAACGGGGCUCAUCCCAGCAAGUGUGUGACCAUCCAGCGCACUCUAGAUGGCCGACUUCAGGUGGCUGGACGCAAAGGUUUCCCUCACGUGAUCUACGCUCGCCUAUGGCGAUGGCCAGACCUUCACAAGAAUGAGCUGAAGCAUGUGAAAUACUGCCAGUUUGCCUUUGACCUAAAAUGUGACAGUGUCUGUGUGAACCCUUACCACUACGAGCGAGUGGUCUCACCAGGUAUAGACCUGUCAGGACUUACAUUGUCGAGUUCUGGUCCAUCUGGCCUCAUGGUCAAAGACGAGUAUGACUACGACUGUCCGUCAUCUUUACCCAGUUCUGAGGGCCACAUCCAGACCAUUCAGCACCCUCCGUCUAGACCAGUUGCUCAAGAGGGUUUCACCACCCCUGCACUUCUUGCUCCAGCUGAGGGCAGCAACUCAGCAUCCACUUCUGCCUUCUCCAGCAUCACAGUGGGAUCUACAGCUCAGCCUAGUAGUCUUCUCUCAGGAAGCCGUAGCAGUGAGGGGCUGCUACAGAUUGCUUCAGGGACAGGGCAGGGGACGCAGCAGAAUGGCUUCCCCCCAGGAAACUCCUCCACUUUUCACCACAAUGCAACCUCCACUUGGGCAAGGGGCAGCAGUUUUACACCCAGUGUGCCUCAUCAUUCAAAUGGCCACAUACAGCAUCAUCCUCCCAUGCACCAUCCUGGACACUACUGGCCAGUUCACAAUGAAAUAGCAUUUCAGCCACCUAUUUCUAACCAUCCAGCUCCUGAGUACUGGUGUUCCAUCGCCUACUUUGAGAUGGACGUGCAGGUGGGAGAGACUUUUAAGGUUCCGUCAAAUUGCCCCAUCGUAACUGUGGAUGGCUAUGUCGACCCAUCAGGUGGAGACCGAUUUUGCCUGGGUCAGCUCAGCAAUGUGCACAGAACUGAGGCCAUAGAGAGAGCAAGGCUGCACAUCGGUAAGGGUGUUCAACUCGAAUGUAAAGGAGAAGGUGAUGUGUGGGUGCGCUGCCUCAGUGACCAUGCAGUAUUUGUACAAAGCUACUACUUGGACCGUGAGGCUGGCCGUGCACCUGGUGAUGCUGUGCACAAGAUCUACCCAAGUGCUUAUAUAAAGGUGUUUGACCUGCGCCAGUGCCACCGGCAGAUGCAGCAGCAGGCAGCCACGGCUCAAGCAGCGGCUGCUGCUCAGGCGGCAGCAGUAGCUGGAAACAUCCCUGGGCCAGGCUCUGUGGGGGGCAUUGCACCUGCAAUUAGUCUGUCUGCAGCGGCUGGCAUCGGCGUAGACGAUCUGCGCAGGCUGUGCAUCCUGCGCAUGAGCUUCGUAAAGGGCUGGGGCCCUGAUUACCCUAGACAGAGCAUUAAGGAGACACCCUGCUGGAUCGAGAUCCACCUGCAUCGAGCCCUGCAGCUGCUGGACGAAGUGCUGCACACCAUGCCCAUCGCAGACCCUCAGCCACUUGACUGAGAACACCACGGCCCAUCAGCUUUGUUAGAGCCUGCGGGCGAGGAACUGACCCACUUUUUGUUUUUUCCACCGCAGUCAGGUAACGGUGCAGAUGAACUGCGUGACUGAGCGUGGAUGAAUUCAAGUUGGCACACUGCUUUGUGUUGCAAGGUCAAGGAUGUCAACACACUCAUUCAAAUUCACUUGUAAUGGGAAGACAAUGAAAACAUGCUACAUGUUUUUCUUUUUUUCAUAAAACCUAAUUGUUCCCAAGAAUGGUGUUGAAAUGGGAGUGAUCUAAAGUGAUAUCAUCAAAUCUGAAAUUGUAAGUUUCAAAAUUCUGAUGAAAUGAAUUCCACUCCUUAAAUGGAGAUACUAUGACUUUAGAGAGGGUUUAAAUGAGGUUAUUUCUUUAUUUAGACUACAUGUAUUUUUUCCUUCACAAUUACUGUAGUUUUGGCCGCACACAAAUGUUCAGGGACGUUUUGUGUACUUUAGAGCCACUAGCUGAUAAUCUCAACAUUACCGUGGAAUGUUUUGAAAAUUGCAUUCGUAAUAUAAUUGUCUCUGGCUAAAUGACUUACUGAUUGUGUGUUAAUAGCGCUUAAACUAGGCAUCACGAAGAGAGUGUUUGCAAAAAAUCUAAUGAAUACAAUUUUAUUCCAAAUGUAGUCAACCAGCUAAGACGUGUUUGGUGACUGGUCAGGGCUGUCAUGCUUACCAAUAUCUCAAAAUUGUUAAAUUAAAAAUCGCUGUGGAAUUAUUUUUCAAACUUUUGGCAUUUUCAUAUUUUUUCGCAUUUAGAACCAUAAACGUGAGCAGAAAUGUGACAGCUAGUAAGUGUUGAAUAGACAAUGUUUAGCAAUUCAAAUCAGUUUCUUUGAAUGUGUCUUGAGGCUUGCGAAAAUGGGGCUCUUCCCUUUAUAUGCAAACCAUUGAUCUUUCAUUCUAUUGCUAUUGUAUUUUAAUACUUCAUGGAAACUUUACAAUUUGCUGCAUUUUAUUGCACUGAUCUAUGAUCACUGUUUUUCGUAUUGGCUGAGAGGGCACACCUGUAUUGGCAAUCUUCUAGAAGAGCCAAUUCUAAAGGUGAAAUUCUAAAGGUGUGUGUAGCCAGUGGUCAGUUAGAGAAAGCAAGUCCUUUUUACCCACCUUUCACCUUGACUGGAAUUGGAACGCUUCAUAUAGCAUAGUUAAGUAUUUUGGAACAGAACUAGGAAAAUGGUAAUACUGACAUGAGACCUGAUUCUCACAUCAGUUCAUUUACAGUAUUUAGCAGACGCUUUUAUCCAAAGCGAAUUACAAGGGCCUUGCUCAGAAAUUCAACAGUGGCAGCUUGGUAGUGGUGGGGCUUUGAACCAGCAACGUACUGCUCACUAGUCAAGUACCUUAACCACUGCCCAUAAUUAUGACUGAAUACAAUGCAAGCAAUAGUGGAUUAACGGCUUUGAUCAUGGGGCCCAACAGUAGGCUUGGUGAUGAUUACAGUGACCUUUGUGUUACUAGUCUAGUACUAGUGGUACCCAGUACUUCAACCACUGACCUACCACUGCUUUCACUGCAGAUGUGUUUGUACAAUUAGUAUCACCCCAUCUGACAUGCCUUCAUUACCCCUGGGUUCAUUAGCCAGCUAGAAGCAACUAAACCAGAAUUCAGCUUAAACUUAGAGGCUAGUUGACUAACACAACACAUGUGGAAGGAAGAAUAAUAUCCCAUAUAAAAGUCACACAUGUCCUGGUGGUUUAAACUGAUAAAGAUUGCCUUAUAUUUGCUUAUUUAGUUUUGCCCGGGAGUUUGCAAACGAGUUGACUACAUUUGUGCUAAACUUGUGUAAAUGUGAUAAUUGUAGAUAAUUGACUCUUAUAUAGAGACACCUAAUUAUUUUAGGUUUUGCUUAAAAACGUUGGUUCCUCAUUAAGCAAAUAUUCUGUUUCAUUUACACAUGUAGUGCUUUUUUUUUUUUUUUUGGUGAUAGAAUGGAUAGGUGGUUAUAAAUCUUUUCCCCAGAUAUUCACUACCGGGAGAAGGAUUGACAUUUUCGGAGAAAACUAUCAUCUUGUCUUUUAUGCUCUGAUGAUGUGUCAGUAAAAUACACGAGCUGAAUUCACAUUCAUUUGUAUGGGCGAUAAAAAUUAGUUUUCAUUUAGCUGAACAUCAUUUUAAUUAGUAGGGCACUUUAUUUAUGUUUUUCCCCUUUGUUAAAUAUUUAAAAUCCACUAAACUGUUCUCCACCUGCGAAACAUCAGGCUUUAGAAUGGGACAUUAAACCCUCACACAGGUUCAUUUAUAGCUUUCAUUCUCAAUUACUAAACGUUCCCAUGAUACUUGGAUAUUUCUUGUUUGUCUGUCUAAAUGCAUGUUUAAAGGGCUUGUGAUUUUUCUCUCAACCUCGUAAAAGUACUUUGCCUUCUAGCAAGCCUCAUAAGGAUACCUCGCUUAGCAGAAACAUGAAUCAAUGUUUUAAUUCCCAUCUUUCUCUGUGAAUCGGAAUUCCACGUGUAUUGACUGGAAUGAUCUGGACAGCAGAUGUGUUUCCGUGUGAACCUGAAGCCAUAUGAAAUCAGACCAGAUUGAAAAAUGUCAGUAUUACUUUAUACCAUUAUGUGGGUGUUGUUUUGGGCUAUGAGUUGGGUCUUUUAAGUACAGACUGACUGCGAAUUUAGACAAUCUAAUCGGCAUGGCCUGUCUCAUAGUGGGCUUACUUAGCGAAUGUUUUGUUUAGCUAAUUUUACUAUACGCAGCUUAAUAUCUCAUAUAGCUCUUUUUUGAAAGGAGGACUACAGUUUCCAUAGGAACAUAAGAACUUGUUCUUUCAGGUAGAUUAUCAAUUUUAUCAAUUAACUGAAAUAUAUUUGAAAGUAGGAUGUUGAACGAA